UGUCUCCCUCUCUCUCUCUUCCCCUCUUCCGCACUCUAUUUCUCACUCGCGCAAUUUCUACAUGUCUCUGUCGCUACGGCAACCAAAGCUUUUCCCUACUUCCAGGCAAUCUCUAUUUCUCCCACUCCCUUCCGCGGUGGCUAGAGAGAUGAUUGAAGCAUCAAGGACUCAGUGAAAAGCCAGAAGCGAUGGAGAGAUGGUAAGAAAUUGAGCAAGCGUUAAACACACAGACACACAUUCGCAGUUAGUGUCCGGCAGCUCAAUGGGUUACAUCAGCUUCCGCUUAAGUCUCUUUCCAUCACCGCACGGUUCGCACCUCUCUUGUGUUUUCUAUGCAUCUCUAGCUUUUCCUUUUCAAUCCCUCCUUCCGUCUUUCCGUUGCUUUGUCUUUCCUUCCCCCAGCUCCAUCUCUCCCCACAUUGGAUUCAUUCCCGUUUGGAGCUUCCUGCUGGUCACUGUCAUUUUUUGCACUGCCACCGGUGACACAAAUGACAGGAAGUGGGAGGAGCUCGGCGAGAUGCAGGUGCCGGUCACGGUGCAGGCCACGACCACCCAGCCCUGGGGGGUGGACUGGGGUCCCACGCAACCCCUGGAGGAUGAAACGCAUCACUUUCUGUCCAGCCUGGAGACCGAAGGUCUGAAGAUGACCACCUCCGAGGAGUGGUCGCCUCAUCGGGGCCCGCCUUCCAAUCAGACGCAAGAGCCAAUAAGUGGAGAGGAGAAGACAGAUGCAGAAGAGCAGGAGACCCAAGAAGUGGACCCACAGUUUUAUGUGACGGUGACGAUUUCAUCCCUGCUGAUCCUCUCUGCCGUCAUCAUCUCUGCUAAACUCUGUUACGACCGCAGCUUCUCCCAGCGUCCUCCUCCUCUCUCUCUUGCCAUCCCUCGUUCCAUAGUUCAGGAGGACAGCAGGCAGACACUGCACAGCACUCCAUCUUUCCCCGACAGAGAGAGGAUACCGGUGGUCAAUCUUUGAAGAACCGACUGUUCCAAGCACGAUAAUCAUUUCCUGUGGGCAAGUCACAGACUUUUGUGUGGCCGCUGGUGUGAACAUGUGGGCAAACCAUCUGAAUGUACAUAUGAUGUAGAUAGACACGUGUGGAUUUCUGGAUUGGACUCGAUGGAGACGUGGGUAUGUAACGGAGCACUGAGAGUGGUUUCAUGUUCUGAUGUACUUCUUCCACUGCGGUUUGUACGGUAUUGUAUUAAUGAGCUUUCCAUGCAGCCAUUUACUUCAGGAAGGGCUCCAGGAAUGCUACUCAACCAUGAACACAAUCAUUAGCUUCUGAUCCUCAAAUAAGCUGUGAUGUAUGUAGUCAUCAAUUUAGUAUCCAGUGUGAUAUGCUCAUUGCAGCUACAGUAUUCUCAUGCAUACAAAGACCUAAAGGUCGCAUCUCCUAGCGCUGCCUUUACCACAUUUUGUGUAGCAUUUAUUUAGGCCUAAUGACUGCAGUUAUUUUGACGAGUUAAGUAUAGUUAACACGCUCUUUGUUUUGUCAAACAUAGCUUUGCGAUCCAUGGCAACUGCGGACCGCGUUGACGUCAAGCGAUAUAUAUAUAAUAAGAUCUCUGGAAGAACCUCUGCUGUGUUAACUUAUAAUUUACACUGAUGAUCAGGCGAAUGCUUUUGUAAUUAUGAAUCAACAUCUGUUGAGGUGUUCGUGAAACCUACGUAUUUCUAUUUAAAGCGUGCUGUUAUGCCUCUCAACAUUAAUCUUCUACAUCAUGGCCAUAUACAGCAUCUCUGCCUGGAUGCGUUAACUAUACAACCAUGAUUGAGCCAUUGUUAGAACUGAUGUUUUUUUGUUAACACACAGAUUAUAGCACUUUUAUAACAACAUGUAUCAUUCAGCGACUAUUUUCUGGAAAUUUUACGAAGAGCACAAUCCUGAACAUUUAUAUUGAGAUGAAAUAUGAGAUUGUGGUUUGGAUUAUAUAAUUUGCAAAUAACCACCCCCAGCUCUUUUAGAAAGCACAACUUUAUUUCAAAUAUUGCUACCUAGUGUAUAUUUUUGCCUUUGUCAUUAAUUUUGCUGUCUCAGUAGAGAGCAACCUUUAAGGAUUCAAAUUACUUUAAUAAAAAUUCUGCUUAAGGCUACAUUUUUGUUCAUGGGAAUUGCCCCCUUUUGUAACUAAGAGUGAAAACUCAACCAACAAAAAUUUGUCCAACUGGGUUGUCUGAAUUUUUUAACGUUUCGAUGUGCCAUUAGAGUUCAUAGCCAUAAUAGAAAAAGUAUCUUUUUUUUAAACAUGCACAAGAAGCUACAUCAUGUGAGAGAUGUAUUGAACAAAAUUUACAUCGUCCAUGUAGCACUGCCUUAAAUAUGUGAUUCAAUGUACUAUGGAAAUCAAUAAAGCCAUCUCUGGUGUUACAAAACAGUCAA
This is a messenger RNA of Misgurnus anguillicaudatus (oriental weatherfish), 2384 nucleotides long. RefSeq names its product PILR alpha associated neural protein (gene pianp). Gene Ontology annotation, biological process: regulation of immune response. Gene Ontology annotation, cellular component: membrane. Lineage: Eukaryota; Metazoa; Chordata; Actinopteri; Cypriniformes; Cobitidae. The record is from RefSeq and is a predicted model, not a curated record.